Messenger RNA from Phoenix dactylifera (date palm), 845 nucleotides. RefSeq lists its product as uncharacterized. Gene Ontology annotation, biological process: regulation of DNA-templated transcription. NCBI's taxonomy places the organism in Eukaryota, Viridiplantae, Streptophyta, Magnoliopsida, Arecales, Arecaceae. The record is from RefSeq and is a predicted model, not a curated record. Gene Ontology annotation, molecular function: DNA-binding transcription factor activity; sequence-specific DNA binding.
UCUAUCAUCUCUCCGUUUUUCUUCCCCUUUAAAUCCUGCAGGGCUCCCUACCCUUUCGAUAAACUGGUAUGAGUCUGAUGGAACCUUUGGAAGGAGAAGCACCACCUUUUCCCCACUUCGAUCCUUGCUUCUCACCCCCACUUGUACCACCGGGCUACUGCCCUCCCGGUCUCUCCAACCAACGGCAGCAGCAACAAGAGCCUUCUUCGCUAGGCUGUGGAGAAGCGCCAGCAAUUGACUGGGCUUCACUGUUCUUACCGAGCUCGAUAGGACUGCAGCAGCCGACGCCGGCGGGAUUGUUACAGAGUCUGGAGAGACCAAGCGAGGCCGAAGGCAAUGCUACUAAAGGUGGUGGUGGUUGCUGCAAGGAGAAAGGAAAGGGUGGAAGGGCAAAGAAGGUAAGCAGGCCGAGGUUUGCAUUCCAGACUAGGAGUGCCAAUGACAUCCUCGAUGAUGGUUAUCGAUGGAGGAAGUAUGGCCAGAAGGCGGUGAAGAACAGCAUUUAUCCCAGAAGCUAUUAUCGAUGCACGCAGCACACAUGCAAUGUGAAAAAGCAAGUUCAACGUCUAUCCAAGGAUACAAGCAUUGUUGUUACUACAUACGAGGGAGUACACAAUCAUCCAUGCGAGAAACUAAUGGAAGCUUUGGGCCCUCUUCUCAAGCAGAUUCAAUUUCUCUCUCGAUUUUAACUUUGCUUCUAUUAAGUUGGGUAAAGAAAAAAGUUGCCCAUCUUUACAAAUUAUGCUUGCUCCAUUCUCUAAGAUGUAUAAAGAUAUGCCAACUUUAGUUCAACUUGUAUAAGCUUGUAACAUGAAAAAAAAGACUUUUUCUUGGUGCAACUAAAA